AUGAAAUCAUCUUUGGUAUUCUCAAUUCUGGUUUUGGUUCCAUUUUUGUGCCACGUGGCAUUCGCCCAAAAAAACUGUAAAGUUUGUCGACAAGCGCUUGAACUCAAAGGAAUUCUUGUGGUUGAGACAUUUUUGAUUGCGGUGAGAGGAGAUUUUUCAGAUAUUUUCAGCCCAAAUUUCCUACUUCAGACCAAAAUUGUGUGCUGAAAUUAGAAAAACAUCAAUUUCAGCCAAUUUCAGCUCAAAAUUCUCAAUUUUCAGACGUGCACCAAUGCAAAUGCGGCUGAACAAAAGAAAUGUCUUCAAGCGAUCAAACCUCGCUACGAAGCUGCCAAAAAACAAUUCGCGUUGACACCGAAAGAUUAUAUGAAAGUUUGUCACGCGGCUGGAUUUUGUUUGUAA
Caenorhabditis angaria is the source of this 402-nucleotide messenger RNA. NCBI's taxonomy places the organism in Eukaryota, Metazoa, Nematoda, Chromadorea, Rhabditida, Rhabditidae. The record is from the annotation of a GenBank genome assembly.